GAAAAUGUUAACUAUUAAAUGGAGAGAAUUGCUUUACUAAAUUUUGUAGUUACUAAACCCAACAAAAGUGUAUAGUCUCCGUGGAAUAAUGAGCUAACAAGUUACUUAUACCUUCAAUGCAAACCUUAAAUGAGUGUUGUUUAAUUCGUAUAUUCUGAUUGGAUUCGUUUUUUAUCCAAAAUAAAUCAUACCGGGACUCUAAUAAUUAGCGUCAUUUCCCGUUAUACGUAUUGUUUACCUCGCAAAGUUGCGCUGUUUUUUUUACGAAUAUAUUGGAGCUAAUGGAGUCAAUAUGUUUUGAGGAAUAAGAAGGAUUAAAAAACCUAGUAAAUAUGCCCAUUCCGAAGCGUUCCAUUGAGCCAGUUCAUGUCUCUCGGUCUUUUUACCAACAUAAUGAUCUGCAGCUCAUUGAACUAGAGACCGUUACAAAUACAGCACUAACAAAUAUAAUUCGCCAGUUAUCUUCCUUAUCUAAACAUGCCGAAGAUAUAUUUGGUGAGCUGGCUCAUGAUGUGGGAAAUAUAAGCAAUCGAGCAAAUUCGUUGCAAGCGCGAAUAGAUCAUUUGUCCAUAAAAGUAACUCAAUUGGAUAGCACAAUGGAAGAUGUCCCUUUGACUGAUAUAACAAGAAAAAAGGGUUUCCGAUCUACCAAAAUUUUUGAUCAAAAAAUAUUUUCCCAUUCGACAAUGCCAACUCCAAUGCUUGAAACCUACACGAUGUGUGAUAAGCCGCCACCGUUGAACAAAUUGAAUAGCUAUCGUGACGAUGGAAAAGAUGGCCUCAAAUUUUAUACCGAUCCAAAUUACUUCUUUGAACUGUGGCGACAAGAGAUGCUAAAGGAUACGGAAAGAGUUAUGCACGAUAAAGGAAAGAAAUUGAAUCGACCUCGUCAACAAGAUGAUAAACGAGUCAGAAAGCCUCAUAAUACAAGAGAGAAACAACGACUUAUUGCUAUUGGGCAUGGAGAAACAAUAAUGCCAAACAAUAUUACUUACCAAACCCCAAAUUCAAUUAUUAACAUGGAAGCGUCUUAUGGUAAUGAUGGAAUUUAUGAGUCACGACAACAUCGCCCUAACUCUAUAGAUCUGCGCAAUAUAUGCAAUACUGACCAAGCAGGUGGUGGUUUUUAUAGUACCGUAUCUCAGGCUGCUCCGGCUAUUUCCUCAGCAGUUGUGUCUGACGCUAUUGGUAUUAACUCAUCCGUGCUUGGAAAGCACGAAAACGGAACUUUGCCAAUACAUUCCAUGGACAAUACUGACCAAGCUAUGCAAAUGCAACAUUUUUUUGACGAAGAAAUGUUGAACGAAAGUCAGCCAUAUUGUGAUCCUGGAUCCCUAUCUUCAGAGGGAAUGUGUGCCCCUGGAGCAAACUCAAGAAUGAAAAUCCGACCUUCUCAACCACCCCCUGCUCCUCCAUCGAACGGAAGCAAAAAUUGUACUCCUGUAUCUUCCAAUGCAAAUACUCCAACACGUAACCGAAAUUUGUUAAACAAUCGCGAUAUAUUGCCUCCACCUCCUCCCAUUCCGGAAGGAGUUAUGAACACAACAUCCACACCCAGAGCACUCAGUGUUAUAAACGGAAACUCUACCAUUGGUGGUCCUAUUCAAUUGCCUAACAACUCUACAAUUCGCGAUAAAUCCAAUAUUAUGUUACACUUAGAUAACAAAUUUGCCAAUAUGAAUAUGAUUAUGACAUCCCAACAACUUAAUUACAAUGAUUCAGCAUCUGCAGGAAAAUUAGAGCAUCAGCACACUAAGAAAACCUCGACUAUUGCGGCACCACCACCACCUCCACCGCCCCCACCACUUUUGCAAACUGAAUUUACACAACAAUGUUCUGUUGGAGGUCUUAAUGCGGUCAUUAACGGUGAUGUUCAUAAAAGGAUUAUUGAUGAAACAAUUGGUGCAAAGAAGCACUUACCUCCAUUCUACGAUUCUCGCACUGAUCUUAUGAAGGCAAUACGUGAUGGCAUAACUCUUAGGAAAGUGGAGAAAUCCGAGCAAAAAGAAAUAGAAAGAAGUUCGGCAUUACAUGAUGUGGCUUCAAUAUUAGCCAGACGCGUUGCUAUUGAACUUUCAGAAUCAGAUGAGUCGGAUACUGAUGACAGUGAGGGAUGGAUGGAGUCGGUUGAAAACUCGGCUUGA
Molecule: messenger RNA, 2144 nt
Organism: Ceratitis capitata (Mediterranean fruit fly)
Lineage: Eukaryota; Metazoa; Arthropoda; Insecta; Diptera; Tephritidae
Gene: SCAR
Product: wiskott-Aldrich syndrome protein family member 2
Exons: 5
Coding region: 333-2144 (603 amino acids)
Biological process (GO): positive regulation of Arp2/3 complex-mediated actin nucleation; actin cytoskeleton organization
Cellular component (GO): cytoskeleton
Molecular function (GO): protein kinase A regulatory subunit binding; Arp2/3 complex binding; actin binding
Source: RefSeq, a predicted model, not a curated record